Messenger RNA from Aphanomyces astaci, 1937 nucleotides. Its product is annotated as CMGC/MAPK protein kinase, variant. The record is from RefSeq and is a predicted model, not a curated record. Bases 60 to 1286 code for a protein of 408 amino acids. NCBI's taxonomy places the organism in Eukaryota, Oomycota, Saprolegniomycetes, Saprolegniales, Verrucalvaceae. Gene Ontology annotation, biological process: intracellular signal transduction; protein phosphorylation. The transcript is spliced from 3 exons. Gene Ontology annotation, cellular component: cytoplasm; nucleus. Gene Ontology annotation, molecular function: MAP kinase activity; ATP binding.
CACCCAUCCUACUACAGUAGGCAACGACCGCCGGCUCUGAAUUGAUCGACCGACUGAGGAUGGCAAGUGAGCCCGCGUCCGAACCGCCCGCUACGGCGACACCGCGAGAUAUUAGCGGCGAGGGUGUGUAUGUGACGAGGAAACGCUCCAUCUUCUCCAAGUGGCUGCAUGGAAAAGGCGCGUUCUCGUCCCCGGCGAACCAGCCGGCGCCGGUGUUUCGAUCUGCAGACGUGAUCCAAGAAGGGUACAUGUUGAAGCAAGGGUCUCGGUUUCGUAUGCUCACAAAGCGGUAUUUUAUCCUUCGGCUUGAAGAAAAACACAUGACGUUGGGGUACUACACGUCGAAAGAGGCGUUGGUGCUGUGUUCGGAGACCCCGAUCGGACCAGGACACGCACUGUACGACAUCUCCGUGGAAGGGCAUCACCGGCUGGAACUUCGACACGGCACAACGAGCUUGAUCGUCGAGGUCGAGACCGAAGCGGACUUUGUCAAGUGGAAGAACUGCUUGCAGGAAGCCGUACGGUGGCACCAAGCGAUGGUGUUUGACGGAGCGAACAAGGUCACGUCGUACGGCAAAAAGUGUCUGGACGACGAAGCCGCCGAGGCGUUGGCACGACAGGAAGCCGCCAAGAAGCAGCGGGAAACCGUGGCCAAGAAGGCCCAAGCGGCCGCGACCGCCAACGCUAACAAGCCCAAGUUCCUCCCAUCCACCCGACCCGGGUACCAGUGCUUUACCGUGUCCAACACGAAAUUUGAAAUCCCCGUCGACUACUCAUACGUCAAGACCAUUGGCUCGGGGGCGUACGGCGUCGUAAUUGCCGCGGAAAAGGACGGCCGCCAGGUCGCGAUCAAGAACAUCCAGCGCGCAUUUGACGAUCUCACCGAUGCCAAGCGCAUUGUCAGGGAGAUCAAGCUGAUGCGACACUUUACACACAAGUGCCUGCUGGGCGUGGACGACAUCUUGGAGCCUGUGGAGAUUGCCACGUUUGACGAUGUGUACAUUGUGUCGGAAUGUAUGGCCACGGACUUGCAUCGGGUCAUCUAUUCGCGGCAUCCGUUGAGUGAAGAACACAUUUGCUUCUUCUUGUACCAAAUGCUCAUGGCUCUCAAGUACAUUCACAGCGCGAACGUGAUCCAUCGAGAUCUCAAACCGUCGAAUAUCCUGGUGAAUGCCAACUGCGAGCUCAAAGUUUGCGACUUUGGAUUGGCUCGGGGGGUGGUCGACAACUUGGAAUUGACCGAAUACGUUGUCACACGAUGGUACCACAAAUAUAUAUAUAUAUAGAUUGUCAGGUUGCAGAGUGGUUAUAUAUAUAUAUAUACUUCGAAGUGUAAAUGUCGGGAUACAUCCUUGUUAAAUACUCAUAUAUAUAUAUAUUGUCAGGAUACAGUAGUGUUAUAUAUAUAUAUAUUGUGAGGAUGCAGAAUUGUUAUAUAUAUUGCAUAUAUGUAUAUUGUCAGGAUGCAGUAUUGUUCGUGCUGCCUAAUAUCGAGACUUGAAUAAUCGUAGUUGUCCAAAUUCCAAAUCCACAAGUGUUAGUAUUGAGAGUGUUGUUUCCUUUGCAUUGUAUUUAGCCGAUGUUGUUUUUUCCAUCAUACUAAAUUUUGUCAUACACCAUUUACAUGUACUUGGUGGACGAGAACGCUAUGAUUCUACACAUAUCUAGUGGCUGUCCUCCUUUUUCUUUGGUUCGAUGACACAUUCGUACAUUAUGACAAAAUGAUCAAGAUUUAAGUUAAAUAUUCAGGAAUAUUUUAUCGAAUUCGAUUAUUUAAUAUUAUAAACGUAAUAUUUUUGAACAUAUUUUUUUAAAUUGUAUAAAUAUAUAAGAAUAAAAGAAUUUUGUCAAAUAAGCUUUAAAAAAAAUUAAAUCAGUUUUUACACGUGGAUAUCAUCUCUCCAGGAAUGUUGGUCGACCCAACGAUACUAGUCGUA